Molecule: messenger RNA, 637 nt
Organism: Labrus bergylta (ballan wrasse)
Lineage: Eukaryota; Metazoa; Chordata; Actinopteri; Labriformes; Labridae
Source: RefSeq, a predicted model, not a curated record
AGGAGUGGCUAAUGAUUGAAACAUCCAGAUGAGGACACCUCAGCUCUAAACAGCCAAGGUUUUAACGCGAGUGGUGAGCCAUCCACUCACAGUCCUGAUUGGCUUUUUUCCCCCUGUGUUGACAUUUAAUCCUUAAAUUUUAUUCCAAUGGCUCCAAACUUCAAACUCUUCUCACUCAUUUGGCUAGUUGCAGCCUGUUUUGCACCUCAAGCAACAUCAGCCACUGAUGGUACAACAGUCCCAACACCUCAAGAACCAACGGCAGGUCCAGGUGGUCCAUCGACAACGCCUAAAGUAACAACGGCAGGUCCAGGUGGUCCAUCGGCAGCGCCUAAAGAAACAACGGCAGCUCCAGGUGGUCCAUCGGCAGCGCCUAAAGAAACAACGGCAGCUCCAGGUGGUCCAUCGGCAGCGCCUAAAGAAACAACGGCAGGUCCAGGUGGUCCAUCGGCAACAUCAAGAAACAACGGCAGGUCCAGGUGGUCCAUCGGCAACGCCUCAAGAAACAACGGCAGGUUUAGGUGUCCAUCGACAGCGCUAAAGGAACAACGGCAGCUCCAGGUGGUCCAUCGACAGCGCCUAAAGGAACACGGCAGCUCCAGGUGGUCCAUCGACAGUGCUAAAGAAACAACGGCAG